UGCUGGAUCUGAGAUGUGCAGUGGGAUGGAUCUGCAGAUCAUUCUGCUGGCACUAACAGUCCUCUGGGCUGCAGCACAGACUCCACCAUGCAGAAUACUGGGGAGGGCAGCCAAGCCCAGCUUCUAUCAACAUGGAGACAUCAACAUCGGUGGAGUCUUCACUUUGUACGAUAUUCCUUUGGACACAACCAUCAAAUUUAAUGCCAAACCAGAACCGCUGAGAUGCUCUCGAGUUGACUUAAGAGAAUUCCGGGUGGCCCAGACGAUGAUCUUCACCAUUGAAGAAAUAAACAACAGAACUGACAUCCUCCCAGGAGUAUCUCUUGGAUAUAAAAUAUAUGACACCUGCGACUCUGCAGCAAUUUCUAUACAAGCAGCCAUGGCUCUGAUGAACGGUUAUGAGGACACACUGACCGACACAUCUUGCUCCACACCAGCCGUAGUUCAGGCUAUCAUUGGAGACUCAGUAUCUACAAACACUAUGGCAAUUGCUGCAACAGUAGGAUUAUUUCAAAUUCCAGUGAUCAGUCACUUUGCUACAUGCGCAUGCUUGAGCAACAGAAAAGAAUUUCCCACAUUCUUCAGAACCAUUCCCAGUGACUAUUACCAGAGCAGAGCACUGGCUCAGCUGGUGAAGCACUUUGGCUGGACCUGGAUAGGAACAGUGAGAAGUGACAGUGACUAUGGCAACAAUGGGAUGGCCACGUUUAUAAAAGCUGCUCAACAAGAAGGCAUCUGCAUUGAGUAUUCAGAGAAAUUUUACAGGACAGAAUCAGAUAAAUUAUUGAAGGUUGUUGAUGUUAUCAAAAGAGGUACUGCAAAGGUAAUUGUAGCAUUUCUUGGUCAGGGUGAAAUGGACAAGUUACUGGAGCAGCUGACGCUUCAGAAUAUUACAGGUCUCCAAAUGGUUGGCAGUGAAGGCUGGAUAACAGCAAGCAGUGCAGUAACACCUACAAGUUUCAGAAUACUGGGAGGGUCUAUUGGCUUUGCUGUCCCCAAAGGCAAAAUACAUGGCUUUAAAGAGUUUUUGUUGAAACUUCACCCAUCCCAAUACCCAAAUAAUACUGUUGUCAUAGACUUUUGGGAAAAUGCAUUUCAAUGUUCCCUCACAAAUGAAAACAAUCUACCUCAAAUGAAUCCCUGCAAGGGAUCUGAGAGUUUAACCGAACUUGAAAACGAAUACACUGAUAUAUCAGAGCUGAGAAUCUCCAGCAAUGUUUACAAAGCAAUAUACGCUAUUGCUCAUUCUCUGCAUGGUCUAUCGGCAUGUACACCCCAUCAAGGCUGCAGGGUGAAAACAGAGCCCUGGCAGGUACUUACAGCCCUGAAAGAAGUCAAUUUUACUUUGGGAACAGGAGAGAAAGUCUCUUUUGACAAUAACGGAGACCCAGUGGCCAGAUAUGAAGUGGUGAACUGGCAGCUUGGUCCUGAUGGUGCAGUAAAGUUCAGAGUGGUCGGCCACUAUGAUGCCUCUUUACCACCUGGGCAGCAGUUUGUGAUGAGCCCUGUUACUAUGAUUUGGGCAGGUGGGCAAAAACAGAAACCCAGGUCAGUGUGCAGUGAGAGCUGUCCCCCAGGCACCCGAAAGGCUGUGCAGAGAGGAAGGCCUGUCUGCUGCUAUGACUGUGUGCCCUGUGCUGAGGGAGAAAUCAGCAAUGUCACAGAUUCUAAUGACUGUAUUCAGUGUACGGAAGAAUACUGGCCUAAUGCUAAGAGAGAUCAAUGUGUUUCAAAGUUUGUCGAAUUUCUGUCAUUUCACGAAAUUAUGGGAAUCGUGCUUGUUAUUUUUUCCAUAUUUGGAGCAUGUGUAACUGUACUUGUGGCUGUGCUGUUCUUUAUAAAGAAGGACACACCCAUUGUGAAAUCCAACAACUCAGAGCUGAGCUUCUUGCUGCUCUUUUCAUUGAAACUGUGUUUCCUUUGCUCUCUUACCUUCAUCGGCCGGCCCUCUGAGUGGUCCUGUAUGCUGCGCCACACUGCGUUUGGGAUCACCUUUGUCCUCUGCAUCUCCUGUGUUCUGGGGAAAACAAUAGUGGUGUUAAUGGCCUUCAGGGCUACACUUCCAGGUAGUAAUGUCAUGAAGUGGUUUGGGCCUCUGCAGCAGAGACUGAGUGUUCUUGCUUUCACUCUCAUACAGGUCCUUAUUUGUGUGCUUUGGUUAACAAUAUCCCCUCCUCUCCCCAACAAGAACAUGAAGCACUACAAAGAAAAGAUCAUUCUAGAAUGUGAUGUAGGAUCAGCAGUGGGGUUUUGGGCUGUACUGGGUUAUAUUGGACUCCUCUCUCUACUGUGCUUUGUUUUAGCUUUUCUGGCUCGUAAGCUGCCCGACAACUUCAACGAAGCCAAGUACAUCACAUUCAGCAUGCUCAUAUUCUGUGCAGUCUGGAUCACCUUUAUACCAGCUUAUGUCAGCUCACCUGGAAAGUUCACUGUGGCUGUGGAAAUAUUUGCAAUUUUAUCAUCUAGUUUUGGCUUGCUGUUCUGUAUCUUUCUUCCAAAAUGUUACAUAAUAUUAUUCCGACCUAAGGAAAAUACAAAAAAACAUAUAAUGAGUAAAACAAAUGUGAAAUCUCAGUGAUACACAAUUUUAUACCCAAAAUAGUUUUGUAGGGUAUUGGACCAGAGAGCCAUAAAUAUGUGAAAUAAUAAUUUCAUGUCAUAACAUAUAAGGUUCCCAAGAUAUGUAAAUGGAAGAAAUGAUUUUCAUAAACCACGGUUCACUUGAUGGCAGUCCUCUAGAACUACCAUUUUUGAACUACCAUUAUGGCCUACACCUGGUUUAUUCUUUUGUGGCCAAUACUGUAUAUAUAAUAUACAGUGAUAUGAAAAGUUAUUGUACUCAAUACUGAUAAAAUUGUAUUUUGUUUUUAACUGCAGCUCUAUUCAUUUCUUAAGUUGGGUCCAUAAAACUAGUAAAUCAGACUACACAUGCAGCUAAAGUAA
Messenger RNA from Anguilla rostrata (American eel), 2943 nucleotides. RefSeq names its product extracellular calcium-sensing receptor-like. The coding region runs from base 14 to 2578 and encodes 854 amino acids. Gene Ontology annotation, cellular component: plasma membrane. Gene Ontology annotation, molecular function: G protein-coupled receptor activity. Gene Ontology annotation, biological process: G protein-coupled receptor signaling pathway. The record is from RefSeq and is a predicted model, not a curated record. Lineage: Eukaryota; Metazoa; Chordata; Actinopteri; Anguilliformes; Anguillidae. The transcript is spliced from 6 exons.